UCCUAGGAGGCUCAGGUGGGUGUCAAGGGCCGGGACCCCCUUGUUUGGCCGUCCGGAGUGUUCCCUGCCCAAGCACAGCGAGGAGGAGCUGGGUCACAGGUCCUGGUGACAUCACGGGACAAUUACUGCCACAGAGCUGGAGAAGCUCGGGCUUGGUGACAGUGUGGACCUGCACGUGUAUGAGAUUCCCGUCGAGUACCAGACAGUCCAGAGGCUCAUCCCUGCCCUGUGGGAGAAGCACAGCCCACAGGUGAGUGGGGCGAAGGCAGGUGCUCCCUCAUCAGGACCCGCAGCUCGUGGUGCAUGUGGGGGUGUCAGGCAUGGCGACCACGGUCACACUGGAGAAGUGCGGGCAUAACAAGGGCUACAAGGGGCUGGACAACUGUCGCUUCUGCCCCGGCUCCCAGUGCUGCGUGGAGGACGGCCCAGAAAGCAUUGACUCCAUCAUCGACAUGGACGCUGUCUGUAAGAGGGUCACUACUCUGGGCCUGGACGUGUCCGUGACCAUCUCACAGGAUGCCGGAAGGUACCUCUGUGACUUCACCUACUACACCUCGCUGUACCAGAGUCAUGGCCGCUCAGCCUUUGUUCACGUGCCUCCCCUGGGCAAGCCCUACAACGCAGACCAGCUGGGCAGGGCACUUCGGGCCAUCAUCGAGGAGAUGCUGGAUGUCCUGGAGCAGUCAGAAGGCAAAAUCAGCUGUCGCCACAAACACUGAGAGCCUCUUGGGCCUCCCAAGAUCUCGUCCUACUAGAGACCCCUGGAGGGAUGUCCGCCCUCCCAGGACCUGGCCAAGGAGGAUCAGCGCAUCAGCUGGGGAUCGGAUUUGGAUCAAUAUUCCGACUUACACACUUCCUCUCCCUUCUUCCUCUGAGAAAGGGCUGGUCGCCUGGAAGGAGGUGGCUGAAAAUUUUUUUCUCUAUUUCCCUUUGCAUCUGGGGACACAGCCCCAGUGACUGGGAAGCUGGUGGCUUCUGAUCUCCGCAGGGAAUCCCGGUCAGGUGGGUCUUUGCUCUUGAGCCCUCAGCUGGGGCCACCUGCUCACCUGCUUUUCUAAGUCUCUGAUGAAGGGAUUCUGGAGUUCCCUCCGUCCAUGACUGGUUUUUCCCAAACUUAAAACCUCCUUGAAGAGUCUUUGCCCUGAAUCACAUCGCAACAGUCGGGAUGGCCCCAGAAAGGGCUGCCCUGGGAUAUGGCUGGAGCUUUUUUUUCUUCUCUUUCUUAUUCUCUUUUUUAAAAACAAUAGUGCUAGUUUGGGCACAGAGGAAUUUAUAUUCCCUUUGGUUAAAAGGCAGGAUUUCGUGGACAGCAACAUGUCUUUUCUUUUUCCUGGGAUGCAGCCCUGUCUUGCCUCUUUCUCUGAAAACAGGACCCACGUCUUUGUAUUGGAGCUGACAUCGAGUUCCCCUUCCUCAGGGCCAGCGGGGCCUUUAGCCAGGCCGUGGGAGGGAGGUGGGGGAGAGGGGGGUGGAAGCUGCUGCCCCAGGUGGUUAAAAAGGUGAGCUGACCCUUUUGACGCCAGAGCCAUGAGCUGUACCCUUGGGGACUCUGGAGCAGGGGUGGGAAAACAGCCCUUGUCAUUUUGACCUUGCACAUGACUUUUUUUUUCUUAUAUGUAAAAAUCUGUAGCAGCUGCAAACCCACCCCACAUGUGACCCAGAGUUUUGCAGGCUUGGUGCUGGGGACCAGCUUCUUCUUCUCCUUAAGUGGGGGUGGGGGGGUGGGGAGGCACAGAAUGGGGCCUGGGGGCUGGAGUUUGCUGGUCUCCAUGUGUGCUGGCGUGCUUGAGCAGGAAGGGGGUGGAGCGGCCAGUGGGCUUCUGUAUAGAUGGUUCUGGAGACGGGCCCAGGACUCAGGAGUAAAUUUUGAUCUCACUCCCUGGCAACUUUGAACUUAGCAACCAGGGAUGAGAGGAACGUCCCUGGGAGGCCACUGAACUCAGCAGGACCUUGAUAUCCAUCAGAAGAAAAGAAUGACAACAGCAGCAGGGACGCCAACUGAGGAAAACACACAUUUUGGAAGUGUUCUCCUAUCUGGGGGGUGGGGUGGGAGGAAGACGGGGUUUUUAUAAUUUCCCGAAGUGCGAGGUGUGCUGGAGUCUGAUGCGGGUUGGAUCAUGUCAGUGUUACCCAGCAUGCAGUUCUUCCUAAAACAGAUGAGAUGCUUGUUUUGUUUCGUUUUCUUAAACACUCACCUUCUUGGCCUCUUGUUCUCAUGGCCAGGGGAGUUCCUGCCUCGGCUGAGGCUCUGCGGCUUGGGAACCAUGUGGACGGGUUUCUGAGUUAAAUGCAUUUUCUGGAUCCCGGGUUUUCUCUGGAGGGGAAAGUGGCUCCAGGUGGGUGACUCGGGGCCUGCACUUGGCAGUGAGUGUGGCCUAUGGCUGGCAGGUUGAACUGGGACUCUGCCCUUCCCUCCAUGCCAGCCUGCCGUCUGCCAGAAAUGCCCUGUUUACAUCCCCCAACUGAGAUUGUCAUCUCCUGAGAAAUCUGCUGUGUAGAGUUCUGUGAGCAGAAAUUGUAGCUGUUCUGGAUGUGGGGAGCUCGGGAGGAUAUCCCCAGAGGUCUUAAUGAGAACAUUAGGCUUCCUCUAACUCUGUUCCCCAAAGGUCUGAUCUACAGGGGUGUGAGGGAGGAAACGAAUUCAGGCAAGAUGAGGAGGAAAAAGAGGGGGAACCUGGAGAUGAGCCAGGCCUCAGCUUAGCUGGGUACCCACUAGAACCUGGACAUACCAUCCCCAAACUCCACAUUUUCAUCUUUCCUUUGUCUUCAUUUUGCCUCUCUGUUUAAAGCACCAUGUGAUUCAGAAAUUUAGAAGUAUAACUUAUUGUCUGAUCGUUGUUGAGUGUAUGUGUGUCAUUUUUGUGUUUCUGCAACGGUUUUAGGUUUUCUCAUCAAGUCAAGCUGGAAUCCUGUCCUCGUCCACGACGCAGAGCAUUUUGCUCAUUCUCAUUUAAUCAGACAGCCAUUAAACACUUCACUCACUUACUGCCAGCUUUUUUUUUACUUUGAUUUUCCACUUUAAAAAUUGGAAAAAUGUUUCUUCUUUUGGGCAAACUCAUCUGUUCUCUCCAUGGUGUGUCGUUGGGUCUCGGACUGAAAUGUCCCCCGUGAGAAGGGAGAACGUAGGCCCAUUCUUGCUCCCUUGUUCUUUGCAGAGUCUCAGGCGGAGGUGGGCCCACAGAAGGGGGAGGAGGGAUGGGUCUGUGAAGUGGGUGUGGCUUGGCAGGGUGUGGAGGGGAGAGAUGCGAAUGGUUGGGCUGCAGGUGUUCCAGGUAGAAGAAUGGGCAGAGGGAUGUGGUGGGAAGGCUGCUGGGGAAUUUCUUGUAAGAAAGCAGAGUGGGGGCCUCUCUCUGGCCCCCCGUGGGGGUUGCUGAGGCUGGGGGAGAGGGGCAGCAAUGGUCAUCUGGGUGUCUGGUGGUAAUGUCUCCUUUAUGAUGUCAGACCCUCUACACCUGACACCUUUCUUCCUCUCUCGGCCCCUUCGGCUCCCCCUUGCUCACCGAAAAAAGAAGGCCAAUGUUAUGGACGUGAUCUUGUAGCUUGAAAAAGAAGUGAGACGUUAGUAAGAAGGAAAAAAAGGGAAGAAGCAGGAAUUGGAGUUGGUGGACUGGAUUUGCGCCACCUGGGCCACAUGGUCCAAUCAGGGAACAGCCAAGGUCCCUUGGCCAUGGGGAGAGACAAGAGCAGGUGGGGGACAGAAAUCAUGGCUUCCCAAGAGGCGCCAGGCCUUUGCGGAAUUGUCCAAUUGCAGUGGUUUUGGCAAGGAAAGUCGUUUUCAGCUGCCUUGCUCUUGGCUGGCAUGGUGACUUCUAGAACAGAAAAGACCUGACCAGGGGGAUGGCUGGAAAAGGAGAUUCAGGAUGCCUUUUUUUGUCUUGGAAGUUUCUGUCAGGAAGCCAGGCCAGCUGGUGUGUGUGUGUGUGUGUGUGUGUGUGUGUGUCCGCUCCCAUGCCUAUGUGCCCUGGGGUGGGGGUGGAGGGGCGACUGGGCCAGGGAGGGGAGCUGCUCCUGGAAAUCCACCCACUGCCCUGGCCUCUUUUCUGCUGCCACUGUCUAGACUGUUGACCUUUGACCUCUCCACCCCUUGGAGUGUUUAAACCCAAAAGUCCCCUUUGCAGGGACAAAGCCCCAUUCUUCUCCUUGGGCUCCAGCCUCCGUGGCAGCCUGCAGCCGGUGUGCGGCGCUGGUGGUCCCUGUGGGCAGAGCCUGGACACUCAUUCCCAGAUGGCUCCCCGAGGCCACAAAUCCCACAUAUCCAGCAGACCGAAGAGGGCUUUUGGUUUUAUAUCCCAGAUGAAAUUUCCCUUCCCCAGGCACAAGUGCCUCAUAAGGGCCUGGGGCUGCUGGCCAGGAGGGAGAGCAUCUCUAUUUUUGCAGCAGGGAAGUGAGGUCCAGCCCUGAGCUCCCCUGGCCAUUUUUCUCUCUUCCCACUCCCCUGCCCCGCCCCAGGCCUUAUUUUCAGCUGCCCUGAGACUCACAGAAGUGCCUGCCUCUCCAGUAAGCAUGGGGCACAGAGAAAGAGGAUGAGCUGGGAAAGAGAGAAGAAACCCAGGCUCUGCGGGGGCGGGGGGGAUCCUGGCCCCCCCAGGGCCCAGCCCAGGGUCACCAGAGCCAUUUACAGAGCUGGGGGUCUUGGGUGAGCGACUUCUGAGGCUGGCACAGUUUGUCUCUAGCGAAUUCCCAGUUUGGAAUUGGGCUCUCUGCUCCCAAGGCCUGUGGCAUCCCCAGGGACCAGGGAAGCCACAUCUGGGUCUUGGGAAGCAGAGCUGGCUUUCUGCCCACCCUGGGGGGACCUGGCGCAUUUCUGGGGCUCCCUUAACAUCUCAGGUUUCUAGCUCAUCCUAAAUGUCUCUUUAGGAAAAGCCUUUCCUACCUAAGGUAACUGGGUUUUCUGUCCCCCCAGGUGGGCCUGUCCCCUGAGCCCCGGGGUGGCCUCUCCCUGACCCCCAGAGUUCCCUAUGAGUGCCUUGUCUGAAACUGUCCUGUCUGGGAGCCCAGGCUGGGGAAGGGUCGGCCAUGACUUUGCUGGGUGCUGGGCUCUGGAAGGUCCCAAACUUGACACCCCAGGAAGCAAAUAAAACAGUUGAAAUAUGUGA
Lutra lutra (Eurasian river otter) is the source of this 5096-nucleotide messenger RNA. RefSeq names its product pyroglutamyl-peptidase I (gene PGPEP1). Gene Ontology annotation, molecular function: pyroglutamyl-peptidase activity. The transcript is spliced from 4 exons. The record is from RefSeq and is a predicted model, not a curated record. The coding region runs from base 321 to 719 and encodes 132 amino acids. Gene Ontology annotation, biological process: proteolysis. Gene Ontology annotation, cellular component: cytosol. Lineage: Eukaryota; Metazoa; Chordata; Mammalia; Carnivora; Mustelidae.